Molecule: messenger RNA, 2187 nt
Organism: Echinococcus granulosus
Lineage: Eukaryota; Metazoa; Platyhelminthes; Cestoda; Cyclophyllidea; Taeniidae
Product: Exocyst complex component 5
Exons: 13
Coding region: 1-2187 (728 amino acids)
Biological process (GO): Golgi to plasma membrane transport; exocytosis
Cellular component (GO): exocyst; cytoplasm
Source: RefSeq, a predicted model, not a curated record
AUGUAUUCCCGACUUACUGAAAAGCUGAAGCUACAGGCACGGCCCGGGGGUCAUGGCGCCGGGCAGAAGUACAAUCCACGGGGUAACAACUCCGUAAUAAAAUUCUUCAGAUGGUUCAAGGGUUAUGUCGCUUCAGCUGUUGGUAGCGUUCCUACAGAACACGUGACUAAGGCUCAGUGUCGUCUGGAGAAUACGAAAUUUGUUUCCGAAAUCGUGGGACUUAGCGGACAGUUAUCAGAAGCAAGCAAAACGUUUAAAGAACUUGAUACAAAGAUAAACGUCGUUUCUGGCAAGAUAAUACAUCUUGGUGACCAACUUGAGCGAAGGAAUGCGCCUCGGGAGAGUCUCAAGGAAGCCCGUCGGCUUAUCUUGGAAUUUUCCAAAUUUCUUGGGGCUGGAGGUGGCACAUUUGCAAAUAUUUCUGUUAAUUCACAGGCUAACGAAACACAGGCACGUAUUCCGCUAAGACUUAUAGAAAAGACCGCCAGUAUUCGAGCACUGAGUGCGCUUUGCUUGGAGCUUCCAGAUGACGAGCGAUUCCUGGUUGCCAAGCAGCGAGUUACUAUUGCCAGUCAAAACUUAGAAAACUUACUGGUGAAUUGGUUCCGCCAUGACUUUUCCACCGAGAAUGAUGAUAUGAUGCGGCGUAUUGCAGAAGUAUUGACCUACUCAAGGAGUCAAUCCGGUUGUGCUGAUGUCUUCAUAGAUGAGUUUCUCAAAUGUCUCCCUUCAGAUUUGGGUGAUUUGUCUAUGCUACCAGAUAUUCUUGCGCAAACCGAGGCGAAAAUCAUUCGCAUUUUUCGCCGACCGGAAAGCGUUAUAAUUCAUCUAAUGCAGGCACUAUUCUCACAAAAUCUGAAGAUACAUUUUCAAUCCAAAGUUCGGUUGGACAUGCCCACUGAUGUCUUUCUAACCAACCUAUUUACUGAAUACUGCAACUUUGACCGGCUGGUAUUUCAAUUGAUUGAACGUCUUCAACUUCUCUCUGAUGAGACUCAGCUAUACAAACUCCUCAGCGGCUUAGCUGAUGAGGUGCUGCAGGACUACCAAAUCCGAGAAACAAGUUGGCUCAAUGAGCACCUUCGGGGUCAAUUGUCUACCUACUAUGCAUCUUACAAUCAUUCAAAACGUUCUCUCCCCACAUCUGGAUUUUCGGAAUUAAAAAGCGCGGUCCAGGCGCGCCUUCAUAUUAGCAACGAUCGAGAAAUUUCUACGAGUUGCCUCCUCCUCUCUCAGGAAGUUGUAGUCAACAUGCUCGACGACGUCCGACAGUCUGCAAAACGUUGCAUGCUGCUUGCUAAGCCUACGGCUAGACCGCAAUUCGGGCUGCAAAUUUUGGAUAUACUAGUCCGUUAUUUGGUAAAUGAACACAUCGACUAUGGAAUCACUGUGGCUUUGCAAGUUUUGAACAGCAUGGACCCAAAGAUUGCGGAUCCAUCCUUUACCUUCUUUGCAGCCGUCAAUGAAAGCACUACACUGUUCGACCUCUUUGAAAAGGCAGUUAAUGAAUUCAUUGGACCUCUGCUUGCUGGCAGUCCGUCUCAAGUGCAAAAGUGUCUGACCAGGCGACAGGAACUGCGAUAUCGUCUUGAGGAGAAGCUCUCGACGGGCCUCGAACAGUGUCUCAGUCUUGCAUUAACCCGCAUUCAGAUAAUCCUAUUGAACCAACAGAGGAAGACCGACUUCAAAAGCGACGUUUCAGCGAUGAAUUCCGCUGCAGUGACUGAACUUCCCGCCUGCUCCUUGGCGUGCCAAGACGUUUGCAAAUUUGUCCAUAAAGUUAUUGAAGGCGCACGGCAAAAUCUAGAUGGUCAAAACCUUUGCGGAUUUCUUCACGAACUGGGCUUGCGAUUUCAUCGCCUUUUGGUAGACCAUUUCUAUGGCUUCUCUUUCUCUGAUUCAGGUGGAUUCGUUGCUAUGCAGGAUGUCACAGCCUAUCGCGAUACUGCUCGUGAAUGUCAGAGCGCAAAAAUCGACUAUCUCUUUGACAUUUUGCUUAAGCUAAUGAAUUUGAUGUUAAUAAGGCCCCAGAACGUGCGCCAAGUUUGGCAAGACUACGAACAAUCGGGAAUACCCAGAGAGCUCCUCGCGAACUUCAUCUCAUUACGGGCCGACUAUAAACCAAGGCUGCAGUCCGCGAUUAAGCGCUAUUUGGAGGCUCCGCGAUGUAAACCCCAUCCCAAUUAA